AUGGAGAAUCGGGAUGUUGAAGGGUAUGAGAGACUCAGCCGUUUGUUUCAGGCGGUCUCCCUACGCAGGGUCAAAGACAUGGACUCCCUUGAUCUCCACCUGCCCAAACGGCACGACGUCGUUCGCCUUGUUGAGCUCGAUGAGGAAGAGACCGCCCUCUACAACCUUGUCAAAAAAUCCUCAGCCACCACAUUCAAGGCAACUGGAACCGGUAGAGGCAUCUUGCAAGUCAUUCUUAGACUACGCCAAGUAUCCAACCACGGGGCGGACCUGCUACCUUCCGAGAUCCUAAACCGGCUGAAGACUGCUGACAUCUCAGGUCUUCCCCCCUCUAUUUUCGAUACCAAGAGAUGUGAAGUUUGCGGGGACAUUGUUGGCCAGGGAAUGGAAACACCGGAGCGCUUCUUAGGUUGUGGACAUCCAGUCUGUACUGCAUGUCUCCCUUUGAAUCGACAAGAUGAUGACAAUUGCGACCCUAUCUGUCCCAUUUGCAAUGACUCAGCAAUGGGUAAGGUCAAGUCCAAGCCAUCUGGAAGAGAACUAGCAAAGUCCUAUCGCCCUUCGUCAAAGGUUCGAGCCUUGCUUGUGCAACUCGACCUUGAUAAAGCAAAUAUCACUACAGGCAGUGAGGAUGUGCCCAAGAGGUAG
This is a messenger RNA of Podospora anserina S mat+, 648 nucleotides long. RefSeq lists its product as uncharacterized. Bases 1 to 648 code for a protein of 215 amino acids. Lineage: Eukaryota; Fungi; Ascomycota; Sordariomycetes; Sordariales; Podosporaceae. The transcript has a single exon. Gene Ontology annotation, molecular function: ATP-dependent chromatin remodeler activity; ATP binding. The record is from RefSeq and is a predicted model, not a curated record.